Molecule: messenger RNA, 2757 nt
Organism: Durusdinium trenchii
Lineage: Eukaryota; Dinophyceae; Suessiales; Symbiodiniaceae
Source: the annotation of a GenBank genome assembly
AUGGAAUUCGGCCAAUGGGGCAGAGGCGAUGCUCGGAUGAACGGGUGGGUCCAACCCGAAAGUUCUUUGGGCUCGGUGAUCCUCGGUGAUCUCUUCACUUUCGCCCAGGAUCUCUUCCCUUUCGCUGGUGAGGAGGCGCCGGUGACGAGUUCCUCCAGGUCGAGAGACCCCGAUUCGGUCGACUGGACCUUCCCGGGCCCAUGGCGUGGGAUCUCAGGGAGGGACGUCCGAAGCGUCUUCGUCCGGGAGCAGCGGAGGUGUGAGCAGGGCCGGGGCGAGGACUUUCCCGGACUUGCUCCCUGUGCAGCGUUCCGGUGCUUCUGCUGUGACAAGCAGAUUCAUGAUGGAGUCCGCUACCAGCUGGCGGGCCAGGACUCGAGCACUUCCUGUUGGUCGCCGCAGGAGUCUCAAGAGACGCUGUGCCAACACCUCUUGGAGUCGUUGCUGGAGCUGCCGAAGGCCAAAAGCACCGGCAGCAACGAGAGCCGCGGCAGCAGCGAGGUCAGCGAGAGCCGUGGCGUCUCCACGCGGCAGGGUACAUGGGAGAUGGCCGAGGAGCCGGAGGAGAGCUGGGAGCUCCUCCGAUCCUUGGGCCCUUGGCUGGAGCUUCUCCAACUGGGCCACUACUGGGACCAGGCCAAGCAAUGGUGUCAGGAGAUGGGUGCUGCAGAGAUGGAGGAGGUUAAGGAGAACUGGGAGCUCUUCGCGGAUGACUUGGGGCUCAACGAGGAGGAAAGGGAAAGUUUGGCUGAGGCGUGCUUGCCUCAGGAGAUGAGCCCCCUCCUGCCCGCGGCGAAGAGCCGGGAGACCUUCGGCGACGAAGCGAUGCCCUAUGUGUUGCAAGAGAAACUGGGAGAGGGUGCCACUGCCAAAGUGUACAAGUGCAAAAAAGGGGAUGAGGAAUACGCGGUAAAGGUCAUUGAUCUCCACCGUUUAUGUUUGAAUCCUGGCUACGAGAAGAUCAAGCACACCAUCAUGCGCGAGAUGCGUUUGCUGUUGAUGCUCCAGCACAGGAAUAUCGUAAAACUUGUGGACUUUCAAGAGCAACAGCACACCAUUUUCUUGGUGAUGGAGCUCAUCCGUGGAGGAGAUUUGUGGGAAUACUUGUUAGGCAAGCCGAAUGGUCACUUGGAUGACAAAGAGGCUUGCCACCUUUUUCUCCAGAUCGUUGACGGAUUGAGUCACAUUCAUUCCAAGAACAUCGUACACAGAGAUUUGAAGCCUCAGAACAUCUUGUUGGCCGCGCCGGCGACCUUCGAGGAGGCCACUGGAAGGCAGAAGAGCUUGCCAACACCCGUUGAAGUGAAACUCUCUGACUUUGGGCACUCCAAGCUGGUCCGCGACGGCUACACCUAUGGAAGGUCCUACGUAGGCACUCCGCAGUACUUGUCCCCCGAAGUGGCGAAUCAGAAGCGCUACGACGAGCGUGCGGAUUUGUGGAGCUUGGGUGUGGUGCUGUAUGUGAUGCUCACUGGAUCGUACCCCUUCCGAACCUCGGAAGAUCCGGCCUAUUUCCAAGGCCGCUUCUCUUUCCGCGGGAACCGUUACGCAGAGGAGUUGAUCCACGGGCUGAUCAAGAAGAGUCCUCACGACCGGAUGUCGCUGGAGCAAUGCCUUCAGAGCACAUGGGUCCAACUCAACGGCUCGGACCUCACGCGUGGUCCAAGCGCCCGGUCCCUCACGACCACCUCCACAGCGAACGACCUGGUCGGCACCAAGGAGUGCCGCAUCCGGUUGCCGCGCAAGCCGAAGAACGUCGCAGCCUUCAAGACCGAGUUGGAGACCUUCUCUUUGAAGCACAGGCUCUCGGCCAACUUGGAGAACCUCGAUGUGCUGGUGAGCUUCAGCUGUGACAUGCCUGAGGAGAUGAUUGAAGCUACAAAGUCGGAGCUAUGGGAGAUCCUCCAUCGGAACUGUCCGGGCCUGAAGCGGUCGAACCUGUUCCCGGAGGGGCCGACGUCCCCAGAGAACCGCGCGUCAAGCAAUCCCAUACUCCAUCAGGAGCAUGAAGCCUUGGCAUCUAUCUAUACCACCGAUUUCGAGGCCUGGAAUGACUACGAGUGGGUCGUGAAAGUGGGUUCUGACACACAUCUCCGUGUGCAGCUGCCAGCCGGUUAUCCGCACAGCGAGCCGCCCAUCGUUUCGGUGGAGUGUCCCCGUGGCACUGCGCCUAAAGUGCAACGAGAGCUGGAAAAUUGCUGGUCCGCGGGCUCGGAGGGGUGCGUCUUCCAGAUGGUGGAAAUUCUCCGAGCUGCGGUGGACGCCAUGCCCAAACUGGACACUGAGAGCGGUGCCGCGGUGGAGAGCCCAGGUGAGGAGCCCCCCGUGAAACCAGAGGUCAAGGUGUCCUGUGAUGUGCAGAUUUGUCACGGCGAAACCUUGGCAGAUAGGAAGUCCACCUUCCAAGCUCACGUGGCACUGAGGGUCCACACUUCAACGGAGGUGGAGUGGGCACGCAACAAGCUCUUGUCUGAUAAGCGCAUCAAAGGGGCAACGCACAACGUGGUGGCCUGGCGCUUCCGACAACGUCGCCCCAACAAGUUGGUGGAGGACUACGACGACGACGGGGAGAAAGAGGCGGGGAAGAAGUUGCUGGAUCUCUUGCAAUUGCGCCACGAGAUGGACGUCAUGGUCAUGGUCUCCCGCUGGAGAGGCGUCGUGCAUCUGGGCUUUGAUCGAUUUAGGGAUUACAACAAGGCCGCGCAACAUUUGCUCGAGAACAUGCCUGAGGCUGGAGCGUGCGCAUGGCGGGAGUAA